AUGAACGCAAAGUACGAGUCCGUCGGCCGCCCGGCCAACCACCACGACGACGACCUUGACGACGAGGACCUCGAUCUCGAACUCGACCUGGCCCUCGGCCGCCACAGCAGCAGCAGCACCGAGGUCGACGAGAGCCUGCUGGGCGGCAAGAACAACAAGCUCGGCGGCACCAGCGAAGACAAGCUCGACCGCCGCCUCGCCCGCCAGCAGCAGCGCGCCCUCCAGCGCCGCCGCCGCUCCGUGCGCGCCUGCAUCGGCACCUGGGCGCGGUGGGGCCUGGACACGAUCCUGCUGCUGGCCAUCCUGGGGCUUGUGGCCCGCCAGCAGACGAUGUCGUCGUCGUCUGCGUGUGCCGGUGCCGGCCCCGGCCGCCUCCUGGACUUUGGCGGCGACUUUACGGGCGUCGGCCCGCGCGUCAGCCAGCAAAUCACCCGCUUCACCUCGGACCCGUCCUAUGCGCCCAUGAACACGUCCGAGUUCUUCACCGAGGCCGUCCUCCAAAAGUGGAACCACCUCAUGCCCGUCGGCAUGGGCUUCGUCUGGGUCAACGACACCCACCGCUACCACGACCUGCCCACGCCCAUCGACUGGCCCGACAAGACCGUCUUCACCACCUCCGUCACCCACCAGAUCCACUGCCUCUUCACCAUCGCCCAGACCUACUCCGGCCUCACCAGCGGCCACCCCAUCCCGCCCGACCACCACUGGCACAUGAUCCACUGCAUGGACUACAUGCGCGAGGCCAUCCUGUGCAGCUCCGACAUGGCCCUCGAGGGCCACGAGACCACCUUCCCCGACGACAAUGGCGGCUCCGACGGCUGGGACUCCAAGCACGUCUGCAAGGACUACCGCGAGGUCAAGGCUUACCUCGAGAGCGUGCGUGCCUAUGACGACCAGUUGAUCUACUAG
Messenger RNA from Sporothrix schenckii 1099-18, 909 nucleotides. RefSeq lists its product as uncharacterized. Lineage: Eukaryota; Fungi; Ascomycota; Sordariomycetes; Ophiostomatales; Ophiostomataceae. The transcript has a single exon. The record is from RefSeq and is a predicted model, not a curated record. Gene Ontology annotation, biological process: mycotoxin biosynthetic process. The coding region runs from base 1 to 909 and encodes 302 amino acids.